Manacus vitellinus (golden-collared manakin) is the source of this 6289-nucleotide messenger RNA. RefSeq names its product stanniocalcin 2 (gene STC2). Gene Ontology annotation, biological process: intracellular calcium ion homeostasis. The coding region runs from base 2402 to 3049 and encodes 215 amino acids. The record is from RefSeq and is a predicted model, not a curated record. Gene Ontology annotation, cellular component: extracellular region. Gene Ontology annotation, molecular function: hormone activity. Lineage: Eukaryota; Metazoa; Chordata; Aves; Passeriformes; Pipridae. The transcript has 2 exons.
AUCCGCUUGCUUCUAACAUACACUUGGCCCGUAUUUUAUUUCCUUAACACAUCUUUGAAAAAAAAAAAUUACCAUGACAAAGCAAGUCUGCUUCUGCCAUGAUUUAUUAACUCAGUAAGAAUUUUUCUGUUGAAAGGUCCAGAAUCGAGACCUCAGGACAGUAACAAAGCAGUGGUGUGCAACCUGUUCCAGGAGACAGGCUGUCUCUAGCUACAGCUCCCUGGAUCCCUUCCACCUACUGUACCCAGGAUAACUGCAGCAGAACACUAAUGUAGCCAAACAUGGUUUUAAGAAACACUGGGCAACUCAAGCUUCUGCACCAUGUUUGUUCAAAGCUGACCCUGAAAUGCAGCGUGGGCUCUCAGUUCAUUUAGACUUAUCACAAUAUUUCCCAACAUGCAGUUAUUAAAGUUGGUUCUCAAGACUUGCAUACAACCAGUCCAGGCAACCUCCUAAAGCUGCUGUACUCAAAUAAGCCUUUGGUUCGAGCACUGACGUUGAAAUACGUUACUUAGAUGGUAUGUGGUAUUAAGUUUGUCUCCUUCAUUUUCUCCCCAGACCAUUUAUGCAUCAUUGAGACAUCCUGUUAUUAUGUCUUGUAAACCUACUCUCCCAUUUCAGUGUGGAGGGAAGGGAACAUUCCUACGGGCCAGCGGCAUUUGGCUUGACCAGGCAGUUUACAGUAUAACUUGACUAAAAGCACCAGCUACAUGGCACUGUUAAAAGCAUGGUACAAAGUAGAGCUGUCUUCAGUAUCCAGCCCAUUCCAUGAGGGAUGGUAGGACCACCCAGUAGGAAGCACUUUUGAAGUGCUGGAGUUUUAGGCUCAAAUGCUCAAGGAUGUACCAAGGGUCUGGCUAGUCAUUAAAGUGGGAAUUGCUGCUUUUAUAGGUGUCUGAAAACUUUCAACUCUAAUUUCCAAGUGGCUUCCAGAAAACACUCAUUUCUUUUUGCACAAUAUUCUGUCAGUGAACAGAGUUGAGCAAAGAAGUAAGUCCUGUUGGGAGGGGAGGGAAAGGGGCCUAGAAAAGCUGAGUGUAACCACUGAUGCCUGAUCCCCAGAUAUUGCUCAUCAAAUACAGCCUGUUUCACAUCCAGGCUGUCUCUAUUGCAGUGCAGAAGGUUUAAACCCCUGGAGCUUUAUUUAAUAUGGAGGUGGCUUUAGCCUCUGCUAUGACAUGACUUUUCACAGCUCCUCUCUCUAUUAUCUACAGUUAUUUCAGGCUGCAUUAAAUGACAAGACUAAUGCUGUCCAUUUUCUGUUCUCUGCUCUGAAACCUGAGAAUUGAUGUCAGGUUUGGUUUAUGUAAGAAUUCUCUUUUUCAUCCUUAUUUGCCUACUGUGCUCUGCAUGUUUGUUACUGAAGGGAAGGGCAAGUAAGUGCCUUUGGUAUGGGGAAUAGAAAGGGAUGAUGACUGAAGCAACUCUUUGAUCAGCAAGAAAUAUUUCUGGCUUGAAACGAUUUGGGGACGACAUCUGCUUGCAGGUCUGGGUGAACCUGACUUAGUGACAGUGGAGCUGUGCCAGUGUACUCUUGGGAUAAAGGGGAACAAGGAUUUGGUCUUCAUGAGGCACCUGUGUAAAAUCUGAAGCUGAUGAAGAGGUGGAGGCAGCGCAAGAGACGAUUGCUCAGCAAAGUAAAGGGAGUCUGAGCAGAGCAGUCGCAUGAAUGGCAGCUGCAGUGUCAGAUGGCAAAAAGGAGGGGAUGGGUUUGGUGUCCACUAAGCAAGUGAAUGCAGGAAUCACAAAUAGUGGUUAAAGAGAAGCUGCUAAAGCAGCUUUUCUUCACCUUACUUUUUUAGUUUCUUGAUUUAAUCUCACUUAAAAUUUCUUGCAGCAGACAUAAAGACACUGGAGGAUUAUUAGUAGUGCUGAGUUGAGCCCUCUCUGAGAGAGUGGUAGUAGAGAAAGUAUUGACAGCUGGAGAAUGGGGCAGGUGCUUAUAAAUCAUGCAUACAUGUCUGUGAGUUUGUGAACUAAUUUUAAAAUAAAGAAAACCUAAUUUGCAGUUACUGAAUGGGUAUCUGUUUGUGGUCCUGAGGACCUCAGCCAUGGCAGGAUGCCCUCUCUUUUGUUUGAACCUGCUGUUCUGCCAUCCUGGAAGCAAAUUAAUCCAGUAACUCCAGCACUGAACUACUUUAAGGUGCUUACUUUUGAUCUUUCCCUCAUUGGGCAUUCAGCUGUUGGGUGAGAGGAAACCUCAAAGCACCAGUGAGGAAGCCCUGGAUGUCUCAGAUCCACUGGGAUAGCAAAGCUGGGUGACUUGGCAUGGUCUUUAAGGGCAGAGAAACAAGGAGAAGAGAGUGAAAAGCCAUUAAGUGAUACCCUUAGCACUGUAAUAACCCUUGACAUUGUCCUGCAGAGGAGCAGCUGGCUGGGCAUAAAUCACCUGCCGUACUUAAUGGACAAAAAUACAGACCUACUCCAUUUCUUUUCUUCUCAGGGAAAAUCCUUCAUUAAAGACGCUCUGAAGUGUAAGGCUCAUGCCUUGAGGCAUAAAUUCAGCUGCAUCAGCCGUAAGUGCCCUGCCAUUAAAGAGAUGGUGUUCCAGUUACAGCGGGAGUGCUACCUGAAGCAUGACCUCUGCUCUGCUGCCAAGGAGAACGUCCAGGUCAUUGUGGAGAUGAUUCACUUCAAAGACCUGCUGCAGCAUGAGCCAUAUGUUGACCUAGUGAAUAUCCUGCUCACCUGUGGCGAGGAGGUGAAAAAGGCAAUAACAAGAAGCGUCCAGGCCCAGUGUGAACAGAACUGGGGAAGUCUCUGCUCCAUUCUGAGCUUCUGCACCUCGGCUGUGCACGGUGACGCCGCCCUGGGCGCCGAGAAGAAGCCGGGUGAAGCCACCAAAGGCGGUGCUGGCCGUGGGGACAUGCUGGCCCACUCCGACCCCGACCACAGGGAGAGCUCGAGAGCAUCCAAGGGAGAGAGAGGUACCAAGGGCCACUUGAACGCCCACGCCCGGGUGAAAGCUGGGGGCCACAGUCCCAAAGGGGCACAAGGGAUCGUGGACCGGGCAGACGAACUGUCCGACUUCUCCGACAUCCGGAGGUGAAAAAAGGCACCAGCUCCCCCUUCCCCCCCAUCCUCCCCCUCCACCGGAAUCCUCCUGAGUUCCAUCUUCCCGUCUAUGGACAUUCCAAAGCAUUUCCCAUUCAGAGGUCAAGCACAGGGCAUUGCAAGAUAUAUAUGGACCUCGGCAACAGUGUAUAUAGUAGCAAAGGGAGAGCAGUGGCAAUGGGUUAUCGAUCCAGCAAACUCGACACUCGAGCAGCCACCAAACGUGGCAAAAUGUCUCCAACUAAAUUCUUUUCCCCUUUUUUAUGAAACAGACAUAAUCUGAAAUUUAGGAUCUUGUUUGGGGAUUGUUGGGUUGGUUUUGGGGUUUGUUUUGUUUUUUUCCCUUGGUCUCCUUGGCUGGGGAGACUGUUCCAAGAGGGCUCUGCCAGACUGCAUGUGGCUGCUUGUGGCUUAGCACCUCCAAAGGUCUAGGGCACAGCCUUACAGCAGAUGGCUGAAUUCCAAAGGGAUUUGGUUUCUGCUUGUGGCUGAGAACACAAGAGCUCCAGGCUCUCUAUGUGAAGCUCUCUAAUGAAGUAGCUGCCCCGUCUCUCGCACAGGAACCGUGCGGUCUGGAGCUCCACCACUUUCUCUUAACUAACUUCUGAGCCAUUGUUCCCACCUGGGUGACGCUGCCUGGUUUAAGUGCCCCCCUGUUUGUUUUGAACCACUGCAUAACUUGACACUUGCUAAUCACAGUAUCAUACCCAGUCCCUUCAGCGUAUCACAGGCGAGUAGUCAGCUUCCAGACAAGGCAAUGUGACUGUUAAAGACUUGCACAGUGCGGAGGACCCCCAAAAGUAUUCUUGUGGACCUCUAAGAACCCUGUGCAUAUUCUCUGCUUACAUCUGCCCCUUCAGUGAUACAGGUCUUCCACCCUUAUAGACAGCCCAAGCCUAAAGGGAUGGGUGUGGGCUCAGACAGCAAAGGACCCCAUAUGUUUAGUUUUUCUGUAGGGCUGUGUUGAAGGCCCAUCAGAAAUCUGUCUCUCCUUAGCAGUAGCGUGGUAUGGUUUGCUGAGAUGUGGAGCCCCACUCUAACCUACCUAUAGCUAUGGUUUAUCCAAAUGCCAAAGAUAAGGAGAGGGGAUUGACUCGGGUUUUUUAAUUGUUGUGCAGAUAAUGACCACCAGUCUCCACAGAGUGAGUUAGUAAAGAUGAAGAGUGUCAAGAGCUUAUUGUCUUUAAGCAGUUUCAAGUGUGAAUGAGGUGUUUGGCCAUAUCUCUCCUACCCCCUAUGCAAUUGUAAUUCUCAGGUUGCAGCUCUGCAAUCCUAUAUCCCCAGAUAUUGUACUGGAAAUGGAGGUUACGGCAUCCACGAGGACAGAAAGGUGAGCUCUCAGCUUCCUCGAGAGAAAAAGUGAGUUUUCUUAGAAAGUGGGAAUCACACCAGGGAUUUGAGCCUUCUCAUUUAGAAAGUUUGGGAGGAAAGCUGUGGGGGCAGGAAGGCAGUUCAGCAGGGACAGAACGUACCCAGUGAACUAACGUACGUCUUGUCGCAUAGUGGGAAGGAGCUGCAUAAGCAGUAGAGGGUGUUGGAAUUUGGCUACAAUUUCCAACUCAGAUUUCAGUUACUGCUGAGUGAACACGGCUCCUAAUAGCUGUAUUCAGGGUUUAAUGCAUGGAUCCACCCGCGGAAGGUAGAGGCACUGCUUUUAAUAGCAACCACGUAGGAAGCAGGAGAGGACAGUUAAGUUGAAAAGGUGUGUUUCUGUGAUCACCAGGUCUCUGCUCUAAAGACAUGACCCUGAUCCUGCCUGAUUUUAGCAAAGUUCUCUGAUAACAUUUUUGUUUGACUCAAGUGGGAAGAGGUGGGAUCAGGCCAGAUGCUAUAGCAACAAAGACCAUGGUGAUGUGCCAGUGGGUGUGGCAGCUGCGCCACUGGGCUGGCGACAGCUCUGCCAUCCCUGGGGCACCCAGGCUGUCCCGUGGAGCAGCUUGGGAAGGUUGGUUUGGGUCUGAGUGUUGGCCACCUCCUCUGCUCCAAAAGCUGGCUGUUGGUGGUACCAUGAGAAGGUUUCUAGCAUGUGCCUCCAUGGGUUUCCUGCAAGCGUCCUCCCCCCCGGUGGCACAGAGCCACCACGAAGAACAAGCUCAAACCAAAAAGACAAUCCAAGCAUUUUAGCAAAAAAAAAAAAAAAAAAAAAAAAGAAAAGGAAAACAAAUGCAAACCAGAAACAACUUGCUACCAGUGCAAUGUUCUUGCAUUGAACUAAAAUAAGAUCCCUCUGUCAUUAGAGGUCUGAUUCAUCAAUGGGAACCAAACAUAGAGAUCUACAUCCUUGAAUGUCUCAGUCAACAUAUCACCUCAGCAUGCAUACAGUUUUAUUUGUAUUCAUUGGUUCUGUGGGGAAAACUGUAUAUUCCCCUUGUUUAGUCAAUGAAAAUUGGGGGGGGGGAGGACAAGCUGUGGGUGGGAGGGAUUUUUGUAUAAGGCAUCAUUUUUUUUCCUCUGUGUGUGAAGAUUUUAUGUGUUCAUCUACUGAUUCCACAUAUGCUAUUAUUGUAAAUAUUUAACAUUUCUAUUUAUUAUAGUGUCCCCAUUUAAAAAAAAACACUGCUGGCUAUGAUAAUUUAAACGUAUGUCAUGACCUGUGUUGUAUAUAUUCAUGCCACUAGUAUGGGUUUUUUUAUGUUUAAAGCUGCGUAAAUAUAGUUUUAUACAGUUCCAUAAUGUUAUUGACAGCAUAAAUCAUUUAUUUAUUGUUAAACCUUCUUUCAUAUCUAACAGAUAGGGUGCGUCUUACCUGAGAUUAUUUUAUUGUGACAUCUACAUAGCCUUAAUUCUUUAUAAAAAAGAAAAAAAAAAGUCCAUUUAGAUACUGUAUGAUGCUUUAAUUAACAUUCCUUAUGAACUUGCUGUUCAUAGAGGAGGUUUAGCUUAAAAGCCAAGGUAUGAAUGUUUCCUUUAUGCUUUGCAUCUGGAAUGAGCCUUGUUCUGGAAUGAAAAUACUGCAAGAAGCAAAACGCCUACUGGAAAAAGAUAGCAGUAAACCCUGGAAAAUGCUGUCCUAACUUACAGUGCUGAACUAAAAGGAGAAAAAAAAUAAAAUAAAAAAAAUACAAACUGUCCUUAAUUCCAAAUCUCUGGGAGAAAAACAUACUAGUUUUAUCUCAUGUAGAAUUUGCAGCCAAAUAAGCUUGUAAAUAAAGAAAAUGCAUAUGGCUUUAGAGAAAGCUCUGUACCUUUCACACUAUUAUUUUCCUUAAACACUAAUAAAUGUUUUGAAUAAGUC